UCAAUAGACACAGAGGAGAAAGAGGAGGAGAAGGAGAAGGAGAAGAGUUGAUAUUAUUUCUCUUUUCUCUUCUCUUCUCUUCUCUUUUCUAAUGAAUUCUCACUGCUCAAGUAUCAAAAACAAGUAAGUUAGUUAGGUGUGAAAAAAAUGGGGGCCAUUGGAGAAGAUGAGCUUGCAAAAUGGGAGAAGAUGGCCGGAGUUGGAGACGAAGAGAGAAUUCUGGUUUCGGUGAGAGUUAGACCUCUUAACUCGAUAGAAAUCUCUCGAAACGAUCCUGUCGAUUGGGAAUGUAUCAAUAACACAUCCAUUAUUCAUCGAAAUGGCAUUUCCGAUCGAACUUUGCCACCGUCUACCUAUUCUUUUGAUAGAGUGUUUGGACAAGAAUGCACAACUAGGCAAGUGUAUGAAGAUGCCGCAAAAGGUGUUGUUCUUUCGGUUAUUAAUGGUAUCAAUUCAAGUAUAUUUGCAUAUGGGCAAACAAGCAGUGGAAAAACAUAUACAAUGACCGGAAUAACAGAGUACAGUGUUUCAGAUAUAUAUGACUACAUUGAGAAGCAUGAAGAACGGGAAUUCGUCAUGAAAUUUUCGGCUAUUGAGAUUUAUAAUGAAGCUGUAAGAGAUUUGCUAAGCAGUGAUCCUAGUCCAUUGAGAUUGCUCGAUGAUCCAGAGAGAGGAACAAUUGUCGAUAAACUUACUGAAGAAACAUUACGAGACCGGGAACAUCUCAAGGAAUUGCUUUCGGUUUGUGAAGCUCAAAGACAAAUUGGAGAGACAUCAUUGAAUGAAAUGAGCUCAAGAUCUCAUCAAAUACUCAGACUCACAAUUGAAAGUACUGCAAGGCAAUUUUUCGGCGGAGAGAACUUCAGUAGUCUUGCAGCGAGUGUGAAUUUUGUCGAUCUUGCGGGAAGUGAGCGUGCAUCUCAGGCUUUAUCUGCUGGCACUAGACUUAAAGAAGGUUGCCAUAUAAACAGAAGCUUGUUGACACUUGGAACUGUAAUUCGGAAACUAAGUAAGGGACGAAACGGGCACAUACCAUAUCGAGAUUCAAAGCUAACACGCAUAUUGCAAUCAUCAUUAGGCGGUAAUGGUCGAACCGCCAUCAUUUGCACUAUGAGUCCGGCGCGAAGCCACAUCGAGCAAUCCCGAAACACAUUACUAUUUGCUACUUGUGCAAAGGAGGUUGCAACAAGUGCACAAGUCAAUGUAGUUAUGUCUGAUAAAGCAUUGGUUCGGCAUUUGCAGAAAGAGCUUGCAAGAUUAGAAAGUGAGCUUCGUUCUCCGAAUUCAGCUCCCAAAUCUUCACAUCAUUCCGAAGCGAUUAAAGAAAGAGAUGCUAGGAUCACAAAGAUGGAGAAGGAGAUAAAACAGUUGAUUGAGCAGCGAGAUCUUGCUCAGUCUCGACUCGAUGAAAUGCUUCUAGCAACAAGAGAUUGGGAUCAAGUUAGCCAACACUCGACAUCAAAUGCACAAAACACAUACGAUGAUGUGAUUUCGAUCUCUGAAAAUUCAGGUAUGGGACAUCAAAGCCAAGAUUUCAGUGUCAUUAGUUUUGAGUCAUCAUUUGGGAGCCAAAACUGCAAAGAGAUUCAGUUAGAGCAAUCAAAAACACAAGAAGAAGAAGAAGAAGUGCAUUCAGUAUCUUCAAAGUACAAUGCUGAACUUGUUCAUGAUGAUCAUCAAAAAACAAAGAAGAAAUCUCGAGACGAAUACGGAGAUUUUGACGAGCUUUGUAAGGAAGUUCAGUGCAUUGAAAUGGAAGACAACAAGAGAAUCAAUCUCUUGUUAACAGAUGAAACUGAAUUCUUAGUGCCUCUGAGAAGUGUUGAUUUUACUGAAAUUGAGCAACAACAAGAAGUUCAAGUUCAAGUUCGAGAUCAAGGUCAGUAUUUGAUUGAAAAAGUUAAUGAAUCAUCACCAUUUGAAGAGUUGAAGAAUCUGAAAACAAAUGAAGAAGAAGUACCUCCAGUGAAAUCAACAACUAUGGUACUAAGUAGAAGUAUGAGUUGCAGAGCAAAAUUGAUGAAUAAUAGCUGCUCAAAUUCUCCAACAUUUAUCGACAAAAUAGAACCAAGUCCAUAUGUGAAAGAAAGAAGACAGAGUGCAUUAGAAUUCAAUAUUGAGCUUGAAAAUUUUCAAGAACCCAAGAGCAAAUAUAAUGAAAUUCCAAAGACUGUUUCUGAAGAAGAUUUAACAAGCAUCUCCGGAUUCGUUGAUAGUCUCAAAGCAAUGGCUCAAAUUCAUUGUCAGGAAAAAGAAAGAACGAUUAGCGAAGACAUUGGAAUGAAGAAAACGGUGAGAGAUGUUUGCUUACAAGCGGUGAUUAGUCCUUGUGAAUCGCCUUCUCGAUGGCCGAUUGAAUUUGAAAAGAAACAACAAGAGAUAAUAGAACUUUGGCAUGCUUGCCAUGUUUCAUUGAUUCACAGGACUUACUUCUUCUUACUAUUUAAAGGCGAUCCAGCAGAUUCGAUCUACUUGGAAGUUGAACAAAGAAGGCUUUCAUUUCUGAAGAACACAAUCAACUACAACAACAACACAUCAACUGACAAUAAGCAGCAGAUCACACUUGCAUCAAGCCUGAAAAAUAUUCGUCGGGAAAGGGAGAUGCUAAGUCGGCAAAUGCAGAAAAGAAUGACAACUAUGGAAAGAGAAGAAUUGUACUCAAAAUGGGGAAUUUCGCUGGAAUCAAAAAGGAGGAGACUGCAGUUAGCCAAAAAAUUAUGGUCUGAAACUAAUAACAUUGAACAUGUUAAAGAGAGUGCGGCAAUUGUCGCGAAACUUAUCGGUCUUUUAGAGCCGGAACAUGCACUGAAAGAGAUGUUCGGUCUUAGUUUCGCGCCGCAGUUAACUCACCGGAGAUCUUUCAGCUGGAAGAAUGGAAAAUGAAUUCAUUCAAAUCAAUAACAAGUCAUUGAAUUAAUUGAGACUUUGUAUUCUUUUCAUCUGAUUCUUAAUUUCUUUCUCAGUUGUAUGUAUGUAUAAUGUAUGUAUAGAGUUCAUGUUUGAAACUUCGAAGAGAUUAACUACAACGUGUCAACAUGAUGAUGUAUAACAUUUGUAAUCUUUUUUCUU
Molecule: messenger RNA, 3069 nt
Organism: Dioscorea cayenensis subsp. rotundata (Guinea yam)
Lineage: Eukaryota; Viridiplantae; Streptophyta; Magnoliopsida; Dioscoreales; Dioscoreaceae
Product: kinesin-like protein KIN-7F
Exons: 14
Coding region: 148-2883 (911 amino acids)
Biological process (GO): microtubule-based movement
Molecular function (GO): microtubule binding; ATP binding; microtubule motor activity
Source: RefSeq, a predicted model, not a curated record